AGUGGGUGCUACUUGGCAGUGGGUGAUUCUUUGAAUUUGACGUUUCUUGGGGGAAUGUCAGAGUAGCUGCACCUACCGGCAUAGACGUUUGACGUCACUGGAUUUGACAAUCCAGUUUGUUUUGAAAAAUCAAAAAUUGCCGCAAGUUUUGAAGAAAGUUCAAUUUGAAUCUCAAAAUUCAUCAAAAUGCUGUCUUCUAAAGUGAGCACGCUGUCCGAAGAUGAUCUCGUACGCUAUAAGGAUAAAAUCGCAGCUGUUGGUGGAGAAGAUCCAUAUAAUUUCCAGUACAAUGCCAAUGAGCUUCCGCUCACGGUCGACUACGACAUGAUUUUAUGCUACCUGCUUGACACGCUAUCCUUCCGAUCAAGUGAGCCGCUGAGAAACAGGAAGUCAUUGGAUUCUUACAAAAACUUUGAAAGAGGAUUUGUGAAGGAAGUUAAAGGAAAGAAAUGCGAUCAAAUUUUCGCUGUACAUGGAAAGGUAUGUUCCGACUAUUUACUGUAAAUAUUUCAUAUUUAUUUCUAACGUACCCAUUACACAUUUGAUUAUAAUGAUUUUUUUUGACUACAGGUUUUACAUAGUAUGCGAAUAAAUGAUUCACCAGCCGAAUGCUGGAUAUUGAUACAAAACGAGUGCGUUGAUGGUCAUGACGUGGGAGAAAUACGUUCUGCGCACUGUGAUUGUACAGCGGGUGCUGGAGAAACUUGUACUCAUGUAGCUGCUGUUUUGUAUGCUUUAAGCUAUGCAAGAGAAACGUGUAUGGGCAAGCAAAUAUCUGUGACGCAGCUUCCGGCUUACUGGUGCCAGCCUUCGGGGAGUGCGAAUCAAAACUUAUACAAACCAGUUGAUGAGAUUGAUUUCGGACGAUCAGUUCAAACGACUUGCGAGCUCCGCGAUUUUGAAUUGGAGAAGACCGACGAUGAUUUGAAGGCUCUGAUUAAUAAUAUAACUGCACUUGGUCAAGACGUUGCGGCGAGUGAAGCUUUUUUCGAAGCAUCAGAUACAUGUGACACUGAAAAUUAUGCGAAACGACGAUAUGCCGAACAAUAUUUAGCCUUCAGCAACCUCUUUGAAGAAAAUUUAGUUUCUGCACCAUUGGAAGAAUUGAUUGAUCGCGGUAAGGAAAUUGUAUGGACACUCGCUGAAGAUGAUUGUGAACUAGUUGAGGAACUAACACGUGAUCAGUCAUCUGAACCACUGUGGUUCAAGCUUAGAUACGGACGAAUUACAGCUUCCACAUUUGGUAGAUCUGUAAAAACCAAGAUUGAUAAUCCUUCAAUGUCACUCGUGAAAACAAUAUGCGGAUUAAACGCAGUUCAAGAAUUACCAGCAACUUUGCAUGGAAAGCGUAACGAGCACAAAGGUAUUGCAGCUGCCAUUAACAUGUUUAAGUAUAAAAACCAUGAAAAUUUUAGUAGUCGAAAGAGCGGUUUGAUUGUAAAUCCGCUCUAUUCUUAUUUCGCAGCUUCGCCAGAUUUUAUUUUCGAAUGUAGCUGUUGCACAAAGGUUGUUGUAGAAGUAAAGUGCCCAUUCAAAUUUGAAAAAUUUAGUAGAGAGGAAGGGAUUAAUUCAUUGCUAAAUAGGCAGCAUCCGUACAUAGUGCGAGAAUCAGUUGACAACAUUGCUUUGAACCAUAAUCAUGAGUAUUAUUACCAAAUCCAGAUGCAAAUAUUUUUAUCAAAUGCUUCAUAUGGAUUAUUUGUUAUUUGGGCAAAAAAUUUCACUCUGUUUAUUAAAGUUAACAAAAAUGAUGCUUUUUGGCAGGAAAAAUCCCAAAAAGCCGAACAAUUUUUUGAAAACGUUCUGGCACCAGAAAUAAUAGCAAAUCAUUUUACAUCGAUUGCAAAUAACACAAAAUAAUUGUGUGAUGGUUACAACCAUCUUGAAAGAUCUGUUAUGAAAUGUAUAUAUAGAAGGAAAUGAAACAAUAAUAAAUCUUACUCAUCUGAUACUGCACUUUACAUUAAACUCGGUUAACCACCGUGGAUUGUCCUUAUCCAGAUACUCCAUAACUCUUCAGGCAUGAUCCCAAAAUAUCGGAUUCUAUAUCACUUGGCGGCACUUCAUCUCGGUGUGUCACAUGGAAAACCUCAAUGGAAAUAUUGAUCUGGGUAAGUACCGUUCAUGGAUGGAUCCUCGUCAUCGUCGGUGGCAUAUUUGUGUUCAACGUAGUGGGAUGGUGCGACUAAACACAGCUGUGACCUUAAUCAGGUUGCCUGUCAACUAUUCCUAACACUGCUGGCCUCGAUCUUCCUACAGAAUCUUAUGCAUACUCGCUUUCCUCCUCAGAAGAAUCAAAUGUCUGUCUCCUGCCUUGUUUUCACAAAGGGAUUUAAUUUUCCUUAUUUUCCGUGCAAACCGAUCGAACUUGCUGACUGUUUACGGAAUGGAAAACAAAAAAUCACACGCUUAAACGGCUCAUCACUUUAAUCUGUAACUGUAAAGCUGUUAGUACACAGGGUCAAAUGUUUGCCCAAAAAGAUACCAAUGCUCAAACAUCUGGUUUGACUUGAUGUAAUUUUCAUUAGUGUCGAACUGAUGUUGUUUCUUGAGUUCUUUCUUUGUCAAGUAUUUGACCCUGUGUACUUGAGGCCUUAAUGUUACACAGAUGAUGUUUAUUCUUGGAGUUUUUUCCUUGUCAAACAUUUGGUUUCUUUCUGGAUAAAUAUUUAAUCCUGUGUACUGGGAUCUUAACUCUUACACAUUUUUGUGUGGUGUGGAAAUUAACACAUGGAACAUAUUUAUGUUACAGAUUUAAGUGACGAGCCGUUUAAGCGUGUGAUUGUUUGUUUUUCAUUUCGUAAAAGUUGCAGACAGUUCGUUUGAUUUCCACGGAAAAUUAGGACAAUUUAAUCCAUCGUGACAACAAUUCUUGAUUCUUCUGAGGGGAAAAGAGAGUAUACACAACAUUCUAAAGGAUGAUCACGUCCAGCAGUGUUAGAAAUUAUGGACAGAAAACCUGCCACCCGAUUAUGGCCGCACGCAGCUGGAUUGCUAGAAGUGAUUUGUGUUUAGUCGGGUGAAUACCACUACGUUGGACACGAACAUCAUAGGCAAGCAGACGUUGCACUGAAUUACUACGAUUUCACGGCGGAUUUAAAAUUAAGAUAAUUGGUCAACGGCCCAGUCAAUGGGAGUUAUUUAAAAAUAAAUGUGAGUACAAGUUUUGUUAUUUAUUACAUACAUUAUUUUGAUGCGAAUUACAAUGCUUACAGAUUGAUGUAAAUAAAUAAAAUAUACUAAUGGCAUUUUCA
Aedes albopictus (Asian tiger mosquito) is the source of this 3254-nucleotide messenger RNA. RefSeq lists its product as uncharacterized. Bases 583 to 1860 code for a protein of 425 amino acids. The record is from RefSeq and is a predicted model, not a curated record. Gene Ontology annotation, molecular function: zinc ion binding. NCBI's taxonomy places the organism in Eukaryota, Metazoa, Arthropoda, Insecta, Diptera, Culicidae. The transcript has 2 exons.